Mytilus californianus (California mussel) is the source of this 1314-nucleotide messenger RNA. RefSeq lists its product as uncharacterized. The coding region runs from base 234 to 1109 and encodes 291 amino acids. The transcript is spliced from 4 exons. The record is from RefSeq and is a predicted model, not a curated record. NCBI's taxonomy places the organism in Eukaryota, Metazoa, Mollusca, Bivalvia, Mytilida, Mytilidae.
GUGCGUUACAGACAGAUGGACUGAAUUUGUUAUUACGCAUCGCCAAAAAAUUGAGGAAAAGUAGGAGUUUACGAAUGAAAUCAAUACAUGUGUUACGUUUUACUACACAUAAUAAAUAUCCUCCUGUAUUUACUGGUAUAAAAUAACACACAGAAAGCCUACGUCAGACAGAAGGAAAGACUUGUUGUUUUUCUUUAUGAUAUUACUUUUUCCGACGGAAAAUUUAAAGUAACAUGAUUUAUAUUAUAUUAAAUCUUCUGUUAUGUGGUAUUCUAUCCACCAGUUGUGCUCCCGUUCAUGACUGCAUUGGGGAACAAUGUCGAGACGUUAUAUCGGUUCCACUGAUAGAUGAAAUGAAAGCCACUUUGAAAGCUGAUUUGGAUGUUUCCAAACUUAAUAAUGUUUUGCAUAAUUAUAUUAUGGAAGAAGUGACAAAAGCUGUUAAAGUAUCUUUUGAUAUUCAAAUGGAGAAUGCAGUCGAUCAAAUUCAUGGCAAUGUAACAAGAUUGAUGCAGUCGGAUAUAAAAACAAAACUUGAAACAUUACAAGAGGAAAGUGUUAAGGGCAGUACAUUUGUUAGAUGGGGACGACAAUCAUGUGAUGGUACACUGUCGUCAUUAAUAUAUAAAGGAUAUAUGGCUGGUCCUUUGCAUAAUGCAAAGGGAAGUGGAUCCAAUUAUUUGUGUUUGACCAGUGAUCCUCAAGCGGCUUCUUUCCCGGCAGACUGGGUUAGCCUUCCUGGGCGUCUUUCUGGAAUGGGUUGGGAAUUAACAGGAACCGACAGAAGCAAAAGUUUAGACCACAUCGAUGACAAAGAUGUCCCAUGUGCUGUUUGUCUGACAAAAGGCAAAACAACAUUGAUGAUCCCUGGUAGAACAUCAUGCUAUGCAGAAUGGACAAAGGAAUAUACAGGCUUUCUAGUGUCCGCAAGGAACGAGAACGACGCUGUAACAACAGAAUAUGUUUGUGCAGAUAAAGAUCCGGAAUUUUACGGAUCACAUAACUAUAAUCACGGACUUAUCCACUUCGUAGAAGUAAAAUGUGGCAGCAUUCCGUGUUCUAAGUACGGAGACAAAACCAAAUUGAGCUGUGUUGUGUGCAGUAAAUAGUGAUUUAUCGGUAAUUUGUACAUUUUCCCUUUGAUCUUACUGCCUAAUAUUUUUAACCCUUACUAUGCCGCAGAGCCUAUAUUUAGGCUUUCUGUACUCCUUUCAAAUACCAACGGUCUUUAUGUAGGCUUGGCAACGGUUGCCUAUAUCGUCUGUUCUGUAACAAUUCACGUUACGUCACAGUUGAAUGGAGACAAUACAUUGA